Oryzias latipes (Japanese medaka) is the source of this 7822-nucleotide messenger RNA. It is a transcript of the gene scn1laa, whose product is annotated as sodium channel, voltage-gated, type I-like, alpha. Gene Ontology annotation, biological process: membrane depolarization during action potential; sodium ion transmembrane transport; neuronal action potential. The record is from RefSeq and is a predicted model, not a curated record. Gene Ontology annotation, molecular function: voltage-gated sodium channel activity. Gene Ontology annotation, cellular component: voltage-gated sodium channel complex; plasma membrane. NCBI's taxonomy places the organism in Eukaryota, Metazoa, Chordata, Actinopteri, Beloniformes, Adrianichthyidae.
GAUAACCGGGGACACCUUGAGUCGGACACCCGCCGUCCUGGCCCCUCUGUCUGGGGACCCAGGAGCACCCGGAAGCUGCUCAGUUAGUUGCGCUCCCAGCUGCUCGCAGGGCGGACGCUCUCCUUGUCGCGCAGCUUCUUCUUUCUCUCGUGAACGUCGUGGAAAAGAGUCACUCCACGCAGGAAUAAAACUAAAACGGAAACUGCGGAAACUGUCCCACGGCUUUUUCCCCCAUUUCUACUGGCUUUUUUUCCAUCGCUACAGCUAGAAAACUGAUGGUUUUUCUCUCAUUGAAGACAGAGUACUUACCCUGAAGUUGCAGGAUGAAAAGAUGGCACAACUUUAUCAACCACCAGAUCCAGAAAGCUUGCGUCUGUUUACCCGCGAGUCCCUCAAAGCCAUUGAAGCACGGAUUGAAGAGGAGAAUGCCAAGAAACCUAAGGAAGAGAAGAAAAAACGCAAAAACAAGACAGACUUCAAACCCAACCGGGAUCUGAUGGCAGGCAAGCCCCUGCCUAUUCUCUAUGGGGACAUUCCUAAUGGCUUGGUCUCAACACCACUGGAGGAACUGGAUCCCGCCUAUUACAAUCAGAAAACUUUUAUAGUGUUAAAUAAAAGGAAGAUGAUUUUUCGCUUCAAUGCUGCUCCUGCCUUGUACUUCCUGGGUCCCUUCAACCCGAUUAGAAGAUUAUCAAUCAAGAUUCUGGUUCACUCAUUGUUCAAUGUGUUGAUCAUGUGCACCAUCCUCACCAACUGUGCACUUAUGACUAGAUCUUCUAGUGCUGAUAGUAAUUCUACUUGGACAAAGCCUGUAGAGUACACAUUCACAGCCAUCUAUACUUUUGAAUCUUUAGUAAAAAUUUUAGCUCGAGGAUUCUGUUUAGGGGAGUUCACAUUUCUCAGAGAUCCGUGGAACUGGCUGGAUUUCUCUGUUAUUGUUUUAGCGUAUCUAAAUGAGUUUGCAGAUUUUGGCAGAUUAUCAGCUCUUCGCACAUUCAGAGUGCUAAGAGCUUUUAAAGCAAUUUCAGUUAUUCCAGGCUUGAAGACCAUUGUUGGAGCACUCUUCCAGUCAGUGAAGAAGCUCACUGACGUAAUGAUCUUGACUGUUUUCUGCUUGAGUGUCUUUGCACUUGUGGGAUUGCAACUGUUUAUGGGUCAUCUGAAAAACAAGUGUGUUCGCCAACCAGAACAUGUUACUCCUGAAGAGAAUUUAACCGAGUACUGGAGAAUACUUAUUGAAAAUGCAAAUAGCACGAGUAAUCAUUAUUUUCUUUCUGGCAAAAGAGAUCCAUUGCUAUGUGGAAAUAGCACUUAUGCUGGGAAGUGUCCAGAAGGCUACACAUGUGUGUCUUUUGGAAGCACUCCAGACUUUGGCUACACAAGUUUUGACUCCUUUGGGUGGGCCUUCCUCGCCCUGUUCAGACUGAUGACCCAAGAUUUUUGGGAAAACCUUUACCAACAGACUUUGAGAGCUUCUGGGAAACCCUACAUGAUCUUUUUUGUCUUGGUGAUUUUCCUGGGUUCCUUCUACUUGAUCAACCUCAUCUUGGCUGUAGUGGCUAUGGCCUAUGAAGAGCAGAGCCAGACCAACAUCAAGGAAGCAAAAGAAAAGGAGGAAGAAUUUCAGGCCAUGCUCGAGGAGCUGAAACAACAGCAAGAGGAAGUUCAGGCAAUAGCAAAUACAGCAGAAAGUAAAGACCCCGGUGACAAAGGUGAUGGCACAGGUGGCACCUCAAAUCUGACUUCUAAAAGUGCCAAGGAAAGAUGUAACAUGAAGAAAAAAAAGAAAGAGGAAGAGAGGAAGGAGGUUUCUGAGAUUCCAAAAUCAAAUUCAUUGAACAGCCUGAAGAAAGAGAUCAGCCACUUGACAACAGAUGGAAACCUGCUCAAUUCUGACUUGAAAUCAUCAACCACACAUCAGUCCUUUCUGAAUUUUCGUGGAGCCCUGAUCUCUUCCAGAAGAUACAGCAAGACCAGUCUUUUCAGCUUCCAAAGCCAAAUACAGGAUCUGAGUUCAGAAAACGAGUUUGCGGAUGAUGAGUACAGCAUUUUUGAGGAAAAUCGGAGUGGGAGUGGAUCCAUGUCUCAUCAUCUUCAUGAUCGACACAGCAGCAGUUUGAGCGAAUGCCUCUUCUUACCGCCUCUUUUACUUCAGCCCGAUGGCCUCAAGCAUAGCUCUAUAGGCUGCAAUGGGUGUAUGUCUCAAAAGGAUAGGAGUUCACCACCUGUGGGGUUCCUUCUGUCAAAAGUGGCACUAGAUAAGACCUUCAGCCAAGAAAAUGCGAACAGUACAGAAUUACAAUACAGGCGACCGAGUGCAGCUUACAGUGAUUUAAUGGAUUACCUGGAAGGUCCAGAGGCAAGACAAAGAGCACAAAGCCUAGUUAGUGUUAUAACCAGCACUGUGGAAGAACUUGAAGAGUCGAGAAAGAAGUGCCCACCUUGUUGGUACAAGUUUGCCGAAAACUUCCUAAUCUGGGAUUGCUGUCCAGCUUGGCAGAAAAUCAAGAAGUUUGUCAAGCUGAUAGUGAUGGACCCAUUUGCUGACCUAACUAUAACUAUCUGCAUUGUUCUCAAUACUUUGUUUAUGGCUAUGGAGCACCAUCCAAUGCAGGACGAGUUUACGAAAAUGCUAUCUAUUGGAAAUAAAGUUUUCACUGGCAUCUUCACAGCUGAAAUGGUGCUUAAGAUCAUUGCACUGGACCCAUACUACUACUUUCAAGAGCGUUGGAAUAUUUUUGAUGGAAUCAUUGUCACUAUAAGUUUGGUGGAGCUUUGUUUUUCGAUCAAUCUUUUGAGAUCCUUAAGGCUGCUGAGAGUGUUCAAGUUGGCUAAAUCUUGGCCCACUCUCAAUUCACUUCUUAAAAUAAUUGGUAAUUCAGUUGGAGCCAUGGGCAACCUGACUCUGGUGCUGGCCAUUAUUGUCUUUAUUUUUGCUGUUGUGGGCAUGCAGCUGUUUGAAAGAGAAUAUAGGUAUAAUGUCAGUAAAAUUUCAGCGGACAGAAAACCUCGCUGGCACAUGAUGGACUUUUUUCAUUCAUUCCUCAUUGUCUUCCGAGUGCUUUGUGGAGAAUGGAUAGAGACCAUGUGGGACUGCAUGGAAGUGGCUGGAGUAACUAAGUGCCUCAUUGUCUACAUGAUGGUCAUGGUUGUUGGAAAUCUUGUGAUGCUGAACCUGUUCCUGGCUCUUCUGUUAAGUUCUUUCAGUGCAGACAAUUUGGCAGCAAUUGAAGAGGACAGUGACUUGAACAACUUGCAGAUUGCAAUAAAACGGAUUUGUAGGGGCUUUGACUUCAUCAAGUCAUUCCUUAAAAAUAUCUGUAACAGUAAUUGUCACAAAGAAAAAAAGGAAAAAACUAAAGACAAGUCUUUGGGUGAAUUUAAAAAACCUUUUGGAACAAAUGAUCUUCACAACCAUACCCUCAAAAACUUUCAUACAAACAGCAAUGUUAAUUUGACUGGAGUGGACAAAAGUGGAGACAAGUACAUAGUCAACAGCAAAAGCAACGAUUCCAUUAUGUCUUUCAUCAACAACCCAAGCCUGACUGUUACUGUUCCCAUUGCUGCUGUGGAGUCUGACUUUGAAGUACUUAAUACUGAGGACUUCAGCAGUGCCUCAUCUGAUGUUCAACCAUGCCGUGUGGAGAUUUUCGAUGAGGAUGAAGAUGAGGAACUUAGCUCUUCUGAGGGAAGCACAAUCAAUGAUUAUGAAGCUGGAGAGAUAGCUGACUCUGUUGGUGGUGAAUUAGAAGAGUCCAAUGAUCCUAGUCCGUGCUUUCCUGCAGUUUGCCUGCAGAACAUUAAGUGUUGCCAAGUAAAUGUGGAUGUGGGCUUCUGGAAAGCAUGGUGGAAACUAAGGCAAACCUGUUUUAGGAUUGUAGAGCACAGUUGGUUUGAAAGCUUCAUCAUCUUCAUGAUCCUUCUCAGCAGUGGAGCACUUGCUUUUGAAGAUGUCUACAGUGAGCAGAGGAAGACAAUUAAAAUUAUUCUGGAGUUUGCAGACAAAAUGUUCACUUACAUUUUCAUUUUGGAAAUGCUUUUGAAAUGGCUGGCAUAUGGAUUUGCCAAGUAUUUCACAAAUGCUUGGUGUUGGUUGGAUUUCCUCAUUGUGGAUGUCUCAUUAGUCAGUCUGGUGGCCAAUGCACUAGAACUUACCGAUCUUGGUGCAAUCAAGUCUCUGAGAACUCUUCGAGCGCUAAGGCCCCUGAGAGCACUGUCACGAUUUGAAGGCAUGAGGGUGGUUGUCAAUGCCCUGCUAGGAGCAAUUCCUUCCAUCUUCAAUGUGCUUCUUGUAUGCCUCAUCUUCUGGCUGAUUUUCAGCAUCAUGGGAGUCAACCUAUUUGCAGGAAAGUUUUACAAGUGCAUCAACAAGACUGAUGGUGUAGAGUGUGAUCCAGAGAACAUUCCAAAUAAAACAUUUUGCACAAAUGAGACAGAUCUAAUUUGGAAAAACCUUAAAAUAAACUAUGACAAUGUUGGCAUGGGAUACCUUGCACUUCUGCAAGUGGCUACAUUCAAAGGCUGGAUGGACAUUAUGUAUGCUGCUGUGGACUCAGGAGAGCCAGAUGAGCAACCAGUUUUUGAAAGAAACAUCAAGAUGUACUUAUACUUUGUUGUUUUUAUCAUAUUUGGAUCCUUUUUCACCCUUAAUCUUUUCAUUGGAGUAAUAAUAGACAAUUUCAAUCAGCAAAAGAAAAAGUUUGGAGGUACAGACCUUUUUAUGACUGAAGACCAGAAGAAAUAUUAUAAUGCUAUGAAAAAAUUGGGGUCAAAGAAGCCACAAAAACCUAUUCCAAGGCCAUCGAACAAGAUUCAAGGAUUCAUUUUUGACAUAAUCAGCAAACAGGCUUUUGAUAUUGUCAUCAUGGUUCUAAUAUGGCUUAAUAUGGUAACCAUGAUGGUGGAAACGGCAGACCAAAGUGAAAAGCAGACUUACAUCCUCCGUGUCAUCAAUUAUGUGUUUAUUGUCAUUUUUUCUGGGGAAUGUUUGUUGAAGAUGAUUGGACUCCGCCAUUACUUUUUCAUGAACGGCUGGAAUAUAUUUGACUUGGUUGUAGUGAUUUUGUCAAUCGCUGGUGUGUUUCUUGCAAAGAUAAUUGAGGACUACUUUGUCUCACCAACUCUAUUUAGAGUAAUUCGACUUGCUCGGAUUGGCCGUGUCCUCCGCCUUAUCAAAAGUGCCAAAGGAAUACGCACACUCUUGUUUGCCUUGAUGAUGUCACUUCCUGCCUUAUUCAACAUUGGCCUCUUGCUCUUCUUGGUGAUGUUUAUCUAUGCCAUAUUUGGCAUGUCAAGCUUUGCUUAUGUCAAGAAGGACAAAGGAAUCGAUGACCUUUUCAACUUUGAGACCUUUGGCAACAGCAUGAUAUGUUUGUUUCAGAUAACCACAUCGGGAGGGUGGGAUACCCUUCUUGAUCCCAUUCUAAACAGUAAUAUAGAUGAUUGUGACCGAAACAAAGAGCAUCCUGGAAGUAACACUAAAGGCGAUUGUGGAAAUCCUCCUGUUGGAAUUGCUUUUUUUGUUAGCUACAUUAUCAUCAGCUUUCUUAUUGUGGUCAACAUGUAUAUUGCAGUUAUUCUGGAAAACUUUAACGUGGCUACUGAGGAGAGUACUGACCCACUGAGUGAGGAUGACUUUGAGAUGUUUUAUGAAGUCUGGGAAAGGUUUGACCCUGGUGCAACACAAUUUAUUCAUUACUACAGUCUUUCAGACUUUGCAGAUGCUCUCAACCCACCAUUACAAGUACCCAAGCCCAACAGGAUAGAUUUGAUCUUUAUGGACCUUCCAAUUGUGAGUGGUGACCGUAUUCACUGUCUGGAUAUCCUGUUUGCCUUCACAAAACGUGUUCUAGGAGAAGGUGGGGAGAUGGACAUUUUAAGGGAGCAGAUGGAGGAGCGCUUUAUGGCCUCAAAUCCUUCCAAAGUGUCAUAUGAACCCAUCACAACCACCCUCCGCCGUAAAGAAGAACUUCGGUCAGCUACUGUCAUUCAAAGAGCAUUUAGAAGAUAUACCAAGAACAUAAAGUUCUCAGAAGAAUCAGAUGUUGAAACUGAGAAAGAACAAACGCUCACCGACAGAAAGGAAUUUGUCAAAGAGAACAACAAAGAAACUUCCAGUGCUGAAAAAACUGAACAGACAGCUUUGGUGUCCUCCACAUCUUCCUGUGAUAAUUUAAUCAUAAAUGAAAAAAGUGAACUUGAAACAGACCAAAGUGAAAAGGAGAAAACAAGCAACGACAGAAGAGACCAAGAUACAUAAAAGAAGAGAGAAUGUGCAACAGUAAUGACAAAAUGUUUACAGUUUUUUGAAAGUGACUACCGGUACCUUCCCGAAUGUGUAUAUCCACAAUUUCCACAGACUGUCCUUACUUUACAGAAGGGGAGGGGGAUAGCUCAUAUUUGCUAUAAUCAGACCCUUAUGAAGCAUUUCAGGAGUAUCCACAGGUUGUGCUGUUUACAAAAUUGCCAUUAUUUAUAGGCUUAUCCAAGGCACACCUUUGUGCUUCAACUUUAUUGCAGCUACUUCUGCUAUCCAGUGACUUGAAGGAAUGUUAUAUCAAUGACUUUUGAAUAGCAAGCACUCAUUUUUCCUGCAAAAAAGGUUUUCAUGCUGUUUUUUUGGGCCUCCAUUGUUCGUUAACUCUUUUAUUUAUAGGGUAGUUUUCUCAGGUAUAAUACUUAUGGGCAUACAGCCCUAAGGCUGCUUCUGAUAGUGCUAACACAAACAAAAGCCAUGAUUCAUUAUUAAUGCAUGAAUAUCUAUUCAUGGUUAUGCAUGAAAAAUAUUUCCAUUAUUGCUUUAUUUUUCUCUCCAAAUGCAUCACAAAAUAGUUUUCAGAUGAUUGGAUUUUUUUUGUGGGUGUGUGUAUGAUUGGGUUUUGUACAGGAAAAACACGAACUUCAACAAAACAACAUUCAACUCUGCAUACAUAAGGCCAGAUACACAAAUCAUCACACAGAUCAUCAUAACUGUCUUUUCAUAAAACUGUACGAACAAAUAUCAAAGAUGACUUAAUUGAGGAAAUUUAAAGGCAACAAAACUUUUGGAUAAUAUAUCCUCAAAGAACUCUUGCAAUUUAUGAGAGAAUUUCUUUUCAUUUUUGCCAUUUGUGGUUGUUUGGUAUGACUGGAUUUGACUUUUCCACAAAACCAAGCUACUCUAAAUGAGUUAUUUUUUAUUUCUUUUUUGAUGCUCUGUGGGGGGAAAAAUGUUGUUUGAUGAAUAAAGUUGUUUAUCUCUGAUGUCAACCUUAAACUGUUGUAAUGGGGGGGGGGGGGGGGGGGUUGUCAAUUUUUUUAUCCAAAAAACAAUCCUCGUUUACCAAAUUCCUUCUGGGAUUAGAUACUCAAAUAUAUAUGUGUUUUUAUUUUAUGUAUUUAUUUAUUUAUUUUCCAGUUCAAAUCUCAGUCUGUAUGAUGGCAAAACAACAUAUAAAAAAUGGACAAAUAAGUGCUCAGGAUAUUCUGAAAAAUUUCAAGGAAAUUGCAUAAUACAUUUCAUGUCCUUUGCUAUUUCCAGCUAUUGUAUACAUCUUACAUUAUUGCUUCUUACAGCAGACAGUUGAAACUGUCAGAUACCUGUGAUCUUCUGCUACACAGGCAAAAAUCCAUUGGUAUAAUUACAAUUUGCAUGUCAUGCACUUAUGCUGCACCUUACCCACAGUGAAAGAAAGAAUGUUUUAUGACAAAGACAUCCAAUAUCAUAUUGUUUAUAUGCAUUAUAAUUGUGUUGUGUAAAUGAACUGCAUGCAAGAUGUUUCCAUAACUCAUUUCACUAAAAAAGAAAGGUAAGCUGCUAAAAAUAAAGAUUGCAUUCAAGUCA